This is a messenger RNA of Psilocybe cubensis, 4467 nucleotides long. RefSeq lists its product as uncharacterized. NCBI's taxonomy places the organism in Eukaryota, Fungi, Basidiomycota, Agaricomycetes, Agaricales, Agrocybaceae. Gene Ontology annotation, molecular function: protein binding. The record is from RefSeq and is a predicted model, not a curated record. The coding region runs from base 1 to 4467 and encodes 1488 amino acids. The transcript has 9 exons.
AUGUCCUUCUUCUCGAGGAAGAAGACCCAGGCUGCACCCCAAGCUCCUGCAAAUGUCACUGUCGCUACCACUCCAAGCCAGGCGCUGGCUCAGAUGUCUGCUACCAAUAGGGAUCCUCCCCCCACUCAACAGCAGUCGGGCAGUUUGCGUGGCGACAGCGCUCUGGCAUCAGCUGGCAAUAAUGGUGUCGCCCCCAUAAAUCAACAGCAGCAGCAGCAACAGCAGCAACAACAACAACAGGCCCAACAGCAGCAGCUACGAAAUCAAAGUAGGAACACUAGUCCUGGUGGUGCUAACCUUCAAUCCUCUGGUUCUUUCCAAGCACAGCAGCAGCCACCGUCGCAGCCCAACUCCCAAGGUCCUCGUCAGCCACCAUCAUUUCCUUGGGCUGCCCGGCGACUCAUUCUCCUCCCUCCAAACCUCAUAAAUAAACCUGGCAUUGCACCCCCCUCCUCCCCAUCACCCUCCCCAUUCCCGCGAUAUGGCCAUGCCCUACCCGCCACUGCAUCCCCAUCCGGCGAACUCUAUCUUUUCGGAGGCCUCGUCCGCGAGUCAGCGCGGAACGACGUCUACGUAUUCAACACCCGCGACAACUCUGCCAACCUCUUUCAGACCACAGGCCAGAUUCCCAGUCCACGAAUGGGCCAUGCGUGUGCCUUGGUCGGGAACGUGCUCAUCGUGUGGGGCGGUGAUACAAAUACAGACCCUAAUAUGAAGCCGUUGGAUAAGCAAGAUAACGGGCUGUAUCUUCUUAAUCUCAUUUCACGGGAUUGGAAUCAGCUCGAGGUCUCUGGCCCCGCACCUGUCGGAAGGUACGGUCAUGCCGUGACCAUGGUCGGCACAAAGUUCUUUGUAUUUGGUGGCCAGAAGGACGAGGAGUUUCUGAAUGAUCUAUGGGCAUUCGACCUCAACUCUCUUAAAACGAGGUCCGCUUGGGAACAGUUGGAGCCUUCAAGCCCUGAGCGACCUGCCCCAAGGACCGGUCACGUGUGUAUAACGCACGAAGAUACCAUCAUUGUAUUCGGUGGGACGGAUGGCAAGUAUCAUUAUAACGAUACUUGGUCAUUCAAUCUGCAAACCAGGAAGUGGACGGAAUUGAACUGUAUAGGGUUCAUUCCUUCUGCCCGGGAAGGUCAUGCUGCUGCUAUUGUGGGCAACGUUAUUUACGUUUUUGGUGGGAGGGGUAUUGAUGGCAAAGACUUGGGCGAUUUGGCUGCCUUCAAAAUUUCAAAUCAGCGGUGGUACAUGUUCCAGAACAUGGGCCCGUCACCUAGUGGACGAUCUGGACAUGCCAUGGCGUCUAUUGGCACCAAGGUAUACGUUCUUGGAGGAGAGUCGUUUUCACCUUCGAAAUCGGAUGAUCCAAGCAUCACACAUACUUUGGAAACAAAAAAUAUCAAGUAUCCCGAGGACGACUCCAAACCUCCUCCAAUGAGCGCUGCUGCUGCGGCCCAAUUUUCUUCGCGGAAACCGUCAAUCACCAAUCAGGCCCAGAAUCAAAUUGCACAACAGACGGCCAACGUCAAUGGACGCUCAAUGUCGCCUAGUGUCGCCCCUGAGAGAGCAAUUUCACCUUCAGGGCGACCAGUGCAACAAAAUGGUGUGAUGCAGCAGCAGCAGCAAUCGAUGUCCAACGCAGCGGCGGUCAACGGUAAAUCGAAACCCCCUGUCCGCCCCAAACGCGAAGACGAAGACCAAAAUGGCACAGAUGACGGGUUCGACAUGGUCAGCAACGAGUCGUACCAGAAGUCAUCGCAGACACAGACGCGCGCCAAGAGCCCAGCGCAGAUGAACACCAACCGAGCGGUGUCGCCCUCGAUGAACGGCACUCAGGCACCUAAUAUGAUGGCGGUAUCGAUGGGCAUUAACGGCAGGUCGUCGCCUGCUGUAACGGGCCGUUCGUCUCCGCUCACGGGGCGUGCGUCACCGGUUGUCGACAGGUCACGGCCGUCGGGCGCAGAGGGGGGAUAUCAGAGUGGGCCGAAUAACUCGUCGCCGACGCUGAACAACUUUGCGCGACCAGCAUCACGGACGGGUAAUGGCUCGGUCGGUAAUGUCACGGCGGAUCUCAUUAGGGAUUUGAAGGCGAGAGAUCUCGAAUUGGACAGCAUAAAGCGGCAGAUGGCAUGGAUGAAGGAAGCGCUGGCAAAGGCUACACGGGCAGGGUUUGUGCAGACGGACCGAGAAGGGUCGCCUGAGAUUUCGACCACGAGCAAUGUUUCGGAGGAUGGACAUGAUAGCAAAUACGCGGAAUUGGUGCUCAAGUUCAAGCAAUUCAAAGCGCAUGUUCAGACUGCCAUGUCGGAUCAAGCAAAACAGGCGUCAGAGCGUAUCGCUGAGGCGGAAAGGGUCAAAGCAAGCGCAACACAAGAAGCCGCAUACUAUCGAGCCAAAGUUGCUGCGAUGGAAUCAAAUAGUGAUACUGAAGUCCAGCGCAUGGAGCGCGUUCGCAUCACGGAACUCGAGAGUCAUAUGUCUGCUCUUAUGAACGAGAGAUGGGCUCAGGAUCGUAAGCUAAACGAAUUGAACGAUUCGCUAGCGCUGCAGACGAUGCUAUGUGAGCAGGCAGACUCCAGGGCUGCCGAAGCCAUCAAACGUGCAGAGAAGCUGGAUGAAGCGCAUACGCAUGCUGCGGAGAGGUAUAACGAACUUCUGGAGAUCCACGAAACGUUGCAGUCGAAGUUCCGGGAUCAUCAGGAUCGGCUUGUGUCUCAGAGUUCGCUUCUUGAGCAGCGGGAGGCAGAUGAGGUCAGUCUUCGCAGCCAGGUUGAGGAGCUUUCGCAAUCGAGAGAACAACAUAUACGGGCUUUGGAUCAGGCGCGGGUCGCACUUCAGGCAUCUUCAGCACGUGCAAUGGAAAUCGACAUGCAGUAUCAACGCGCGCAGGAGCAGAUCAAGGCAUUGGAAUCGGACGUUGCUGAACUGCGCGGCGAACUCGAGACGAGGACGGCAGAGGCGGAUGCUGCACGUGCCCGCCUUACGGACGCUGAGAACUCUUGGGCCAAAUCUCGCGAAGAAGCAGACGCUUUCCGGGCGCUCACAACGACAAGCCUUGGAGAGCUUCUUGAUUCGCAUCGUGAUCUCAAGGCCGACGAGGAUCGUCUUCUGCGAGGGCACUCGGAGAAGAUCCAGGCUGUCGAAGCCGAGGCUCAAUCGCUCAGGUUGAUGUUGCGCGAAGUCUCCGCGCGCGCUGACGAUAACGCGAACAAGCUGACAGAGGAGCGCAAACGCAACCACGAACACGAGACCGAGCAAGCCACCCUUCAAAAUCAAAUUGCUGCUCUACGUGGCCAAUUGUCAACUGCGUUUUCUGACACCGCACGCCUCCGCAACGAACUUGCAACCCUUGAGAAUCGACUCCGUGAUAAAGCCAAAGACCUCUCUGAUUCAAAUGCCAAGUUGGCCAUGCUGAGAAAUUAUCUCGCUGAGAAUGGGAUUGGUGUCGAUGAGGAUGAACUUAGACCGUCCUCACGACUCAAUGGCACUAAAUCUCCUGAAAUUAUAUCAGAUCUCGAGAAUAAACUUGCUGAGCGUACUCGUCUACAUGAAGAUUCUGAACGCGAAUUGGCUCAAGCACUUCGCAAGAAACGGGAUAUGGAAGUACAAGUCUCAGAAUUGUCCACACAGCUUGACAAUGUCAGAUCUACUCGGAGUCCGUCAUCCGGUGAAGGCGAUUCCCGCGCCCAAGAGCUGGAAGAGAAACUCGAGCAGGAGAGGCAGAAAUAUCAAAAUCAAAUCCAGCAAAUGGAAGCUGACUAUCAGAUCGCUGUACAUUAUGUAAAGGGUACUGAAAAAAUGAUGUUGCGCAUGCGUGAAGAGCUCAAUAAACAGAAAAAGGCGAACACCGCUUUGCAGGCGGAUCUUGAAGCUUCUAAAGGAAAGCCCAUUGAUCAACGAGUGCGUUCCGUCAACGGUCGCAAUACUCCUCAGGACGAUGAUAGGAUGCACCUUGUCGAUGCCCAGCGGCAGAUACAACGGCUUACCACUGAGAACAAAGAGCUGCGCCUACGCGUCGAGAAUCUGGACAAGGAGCUCGACCUUAUGCGCGAUAACCUCCUGGCUUCACAGCAAGAGGCUGAUGACCGAUUCAGUCAGGUGGAAGAAUUGCAGCUGGACAUUGAACGAUUACAGCAAUCCCUUAACAUUGCGCGAGGCGGUCCAGACGAAACAUUGAUGGAGAAGUUGCAUGCUGAAAACACGACACUUCGUCGGGAAAACGACCAACUAUCACAUAAAAUUGGCCUUUUACUCGAGGUGGAACAACCUUCAUACGGACGCCGACCAAUGUCCGGCCGCAUUAGCACAUCGAGUUCAGAGAAUGCUCUUGCUUUUGAGAACCUAUCCAGCGAAUUGGACGACUGGCAACGGCAACUUGCAAGUUCCAUGAGCAAUCAUCGGCGACCGCUUAGCGAAUUUGAGGACAAACAACCAGUGGUAACAGAGCGAACGCGGUCGCCUCGUUCAUAA